Hymenoscyphus albidus is the source of this 2311-nucleotide messenger RNA. NCBI's taxonomy places the organism in Eukaryota, Fungi, Ascomycota, Leotiomycetes, Helotiales, Helotiaceae. The record is from the annotation of a GenBank genome assembly.
AUGAAAUUUGCUUCCGCCGUCCUUCCAUUCGCCGGAGCUGUCUUUGGUGCUGCAAUUUCCACUCGACAAGUUCCCCAGACAUCUGGUAUUAUCUGGCCUGUCUCGUACAUCGCACUUGGUGACAGUUUCUCCGCUGGGUAGGUACCUUUAUUUACCUUCUUCCACUUUAAAUGCUACCUUCUUAUCUUGAAACUCCCUCAUGGUGUUGUAUUUUUGCUAACUCCUGGUAGAAUUGGCGCUGGAAAGUAUACACAACCUGAUAAUCCACUUGUCAAAAAGUGCAAACGAAUGACCGGCUCUUACCCAACUCAAGUGAAAGGCCUUUUCCCGCGUAUUGACGACAAUAAUUUUCUGUUCGAAUCUUGCUCUGGUGACAAGCUAGAAAACAUCGACGCCCAGCUUUCGAAUUUGGGAGGAACUCGUGCUCAGGUUGUCACGCUUUCGAUCAGCGGUAACGAUAUCAAGUUUUCUGCCGUUGUUGAGAAGUGUGUCUAUAAUGUUCUCCCUCUUGGAAAAUCGGAUGCUACUGCCGACAAGGAAUGUGACGCAGCCCUUGCUGAUGCUGCAAAGCUGAUUGCUGAUGAGAAAAUUUGGACGACCUACAAGGAGAAGGUUGAUGAUAUUAUGGCGAAGGUUAUGUUGGCUGAUAUCAGAGGUAUUCCUAGUAAGUUCAAACACAUUUCUCGAUGGCCCCGGGGUUUUCGAUGCAAUGAUUUAUUUUACUAAUGACUUGAUCAUCUAGUUCCAUGGAGCGUGCUUCUGAUCACCGGCUAUCCCAAAUUCUGGGGCGAUGUGAAGAAGGAUGGCGACGCAUGUAGCAAGCUCCGUCUCAAGAUUCCUGAGGCAAUACUUGGAAGUAUCGCGCUAAAUGGCAAUUACCUUCGGCCUGAAGUGCGAAGGCGAAUGAACAAACUGGUUGUGGCAGUCAAUGAUAAGAUCAAAGCGGAAAUCCUUCCCAUCAACACGGACAAGAUCGAGUUCGUGGAUAUUGAUCCACUUUACGAAGGACAUCGCCUUUGUGAAGAUGGAGCCACGGAUCCGGUAGGAGCCAACUCUGAUUCUGCGUGGCUUACUACCUUCGAGACCAAAUUACAAGAAGAUAGUUUUGUUCCGGAUCCAGACUCUGCGCUCGAAGCACAAUGGUCAACCUUGACUCAAGGACUGCAUCCUGGUGAUGGAUUUGCCCCAAAUGAGUUGAAGAUCAAUUCCAAUUUCCAUCCUAAGACUGGUGGUCAUUCUAUGACUGCUCAAGCAGUCCAUGAUCGCAUUGUAGACUGGGGCAACCGUCAUGAGCAUACGCCAACUCCUCCGCCUCAACAGUGCUAUCCUGCUGAUGCACCAGACCUACCGGCAAUGAUUUUCGUUGACGCCAAUAUCAAGUUGGAUCCUAACCAAUUACUAUAUAAGCUUCGCGAGAGUAAGUUUGCAUAUAGGAUUACUCUUGUUUACAAGCUUUGUGCUAACAUGUCGGUAGCACUUUGUGGGAAUAGAUGUGAGAUACCCACUGGAAUUGACACACUUGCCGGAGCCAUUGUCCAGGGAGACGGCGGUCGCUGUGAAAUCUCUAUCGGUCUUCAGGGAAGUUCAGAAGCCUAUGCUAUUCGUGACCGCUCCAUCUCUGGCGACGAACAAACUCAACUUUGCUAAGACAACCUUCAAAGUUGUAAGUCUACAAAUCCACCCACAUUCAAUCAUUUCUUAUUAACUACCCGCCUAGUGAUCAACAUCUGCAUCAUGAACCAACCCAAAUACGGCUGGCAAGCUGGCAUCGACCCCAACCCUGCCUUCUACCAAACCGGAUUCCGCAGACUCAACUCUCCAGACGGGAAACAUAGUACCAUAGACCCCAACCACGUCCUGCAGAGGGAUCUCUCGGAUUUCCAAACCAUCUGUGGGAAGGAUGAUAGGUGGUGUCAGGAUAAUGGGUGUCGGGGAGCGAACUUCAUGUGUACGGAUGGGAAAAAUACAAGGGCUGUGGAUGUGGGGAGGAUACGUGAUGGAACCAGUUGGAGAGCUUGGAGCAGAACAUGCAGUGUAGGAGUAGUUGUUGCAGUACGGGGCCGGAUCAUUGGUAUAAGCAGGAUUGGUGUAAUGCUCAUUGUGGGGGAGUGAGCACGCAAUUUUGUUAGGGACCUUGGAGGUUGGUGGGUUGUGGUGUGGUGCGGUGUGAUGAUGGAGUUUUUGUGUCUUUUGGUAAAUCUAGUUUGAAAGUUUAUAUAAAACUUGUCAUUUAAUAAUUACGAAAUAGAGCAUCGCAGACACGCAACUUCCGGUAGAUAUGUUUUAGGGAAAUACAGAUUGAAACUGUUAG